UAGCUUGUUACAAAACGUAUAACGCGGCAACUCGGCGCUUCUGUUCCGAAAGUGGAUUUUAAGUCGAGGAACGUCGAGCCGAGUUUUCAAAAACUCCAAUGGAGACAAGACGCUCAAAGCGCAACGCCGGCGACAAGGAAGUAACGGCAGUCCAGAUGAAAGUCGUCCAGAAAUCAUCUCGAACCGCCCUGGCAUCCAAGCGCCUUCGCUACUCUCCUCCUCUUCCUCGUGCUGGAGCACGACACAGGAGUAAGAAGCACAACAUGGAAAACAUACAACGAAAAGAAAACGAGGACUCUUCGCAUUCUGAAAAUAGUGACGCAGAAGUCACAAAUGGUAAAGGACUCUCGGCCUAUGAACUGGAGCGUCUGGAGAAUAUCAGGCAGAAUCAAGCCUUCCUCUCCUCUCUCAAACUGUUUCAGGCAUCCAAAGACUUAAAGCAAUCGUCAGCCAGACGGCAGCCAUCGAAGAGAGGGCUGACAAGGAAACCCGCAGUCGUAAAAGAAGUCGUCCCAUCUCGGAGGUCCCUGCGUCUCCAAAACAAACAAGCAGAGGUCCUCACUCUUCCCCCAGAACCAAGAGAAACGGAAGUCGUGAAACAGACCAAGAAGCCCCCAGGUCCUCUGCCUAUGGAGCCAGUCAACAUGGCCGAAGGAAGCGAGCUCCCACCUCAAUUUCUCCAACUCUGCUCAGAGGUGUCUUCCAGAGAAAGAGGAGUGGAACUCGAUUUGAAAGAGUACUGCUCUUUGCUGAAAAAAAUGAGGAUAAGUGAAGACCAAGUGGCCAAAGUUGUGAAGGAGCGCAUCUUCUCAGCAGCCUUCCACCCCGCCUCCACUAGCCUCCUCAUGGCCGCGGGUGACAAGUAUGGGAAAGUGGGCAUCUGGAGUGUGGGUGGCGACUGGGGUGACGACGGCGUUUUGCUGUUUGAGCCCCACACUCGCCCGGUGGGCUGUUUGGCUUUCUCCAAGGCGCACCCUGCUCAGCUGCUGAGUCUCAGCUAUGAUGGAUCCCUGCGCUGCAUGGAUGUGGAGAAGGGAGCUUUUGAUGAUGUGUACGGCAUUGAAGACGGCCUAAAAACCUUUGACUUCCUGUCACAUGACUGUGCGACACUCGUGGUCGGAGACUGGUAUGGAAACGUCGCGAUUGUGGACCGGCGUACACCAGGUACCUCACACGAGUCCCUUCACUCGUUGGACCCCAAGGUUGUACGCUGUGUCAGUGUUCACCCGCUACAACAACAAUACGUUGCCGUGGCCGAGAGCAGGGAGGUGAGCAUUUACGACGCUCGGUGUUUGAAAAAGACGAGAAGCCAACCGGUCUCCCAGCUCCAGGGUCACUCUUUAAGCAUAUCCAGCUGUUACUUCUCUCCAUGUACAGGCAACAGAGUGUUAACUUCUUGUAUGGAUAACUAUGUUCGAAUAUAUGACACAUCCGCCAUGAUGACCGAAGCGCCCCUGCUGACAUCCAUCAGGCAUGACAUGAGGACUGGUCGCUGGCUGUCCAAACUAUCGGCCGUGUGGGACCCCAAACAGGAGGACUGCCUUUUGGUAGGCAGCAUGUCAAGGCCUCGCAGAGUGCAGGUGUUCCACGAGAGCGGUCGGCUUCUGCACAUAUUCAAAGACAACGAGCAUCUCAGCACGGUGCUGUCAGUCACGGCCUUCCACCCCACCCGAAACGCCAUCCUGGGCGGCAACGCGUCCGGACGACUGCACGUCUUCUCAGAUUGAGACUCCCUCCAUUCCUGGUUGCCUUCAGAGUUUCAGCAAUGACAAAGGUGGCAAUUGUUCCAAGAUAAAUAUUUUGAGUUUUAUAGCAAUGCAAAUAUAUGUUUAUUUUAAAGAUGACCUCCGUAUUUUUCAUCUUUUUCUCUUUGAAACCGUUCAAAUAAAUGUUACAAUUCACGGUUGUCGUUGGCGUUCAUUCCAAGUGACAGCCUCAAGAUGGCAGUGUAGGCAUACACGCUUCCUCGGCACAAUAUUGCAUCUGUUCAAUCAUGAGAACUGGUUCGAAAAUGCCUCAGACACUGUUCGAGCCAUGAUGGAUUGGAAAACGCACGCGCUGUAAAAUCAUCCCAUCAAUCAUACCUUGCGGUCUCCAUGGUGACAUGAACAGCAAUGAAACAUCUGCAUUCAAGGAAGAAGUCGUGGAGGUGAUUUGCCACUUGUUCUGACAGCAGCGCAUCCAUUGUCAUGUGUCCAGUGUCAAACUUGCAACCAAAGUAAGUCAACGAUCGGGCAACAAGCAGAUCUGAAUUUCAAUAGCACUGCAGUGACAGAUCCUUCACACAUGCAUCCGCAGGCCUUCUGAGAAUAAAAACCUUACUCUGAAGGUUAAGGUUCAACCCGCAUUAUUUAUUGCUCUUGACUUAGAAAUCUCACUAAUGAGGCAAAAAUGUCAACUUAAUUUCUAUGAUUUAGUAUUUGUUUCCCUUUGUGUCACAUCCCGUGAGCUUACUGCAAGACCCUGCUAAUCAAGUCUUGCGAGUCCAAAUAAAAGAAAAAGCUGUUAGUGCUGCAAUUUGCUCGCGUCGGGGUAUAGCAAAAAUUUAUGACGAAACUUGCUGGCUUGACCACCAGAUGCAAUGCAACAUUGGAUA
Messenger RNA from Hippocampus comes (tiger tail seahorse), 2596 nucleotides. RefSeq names its product WD repeat domain 76 (gene wdr76). Gene Ontology annotation, molecular function: protein binding; DNA binding. The coding region runs from base 99 to 1727 and encodes 542 amino acids. The record is from RefSeq and is a predicted model, not a curated record. Gene Ontology annotation, biological process: regulation of DNA damage checkpoint. Gene Ontology annotation, cellular component: nucleus. Lineage: Eukaryota; Metazoa; Chordata; Actinopteri; Syngnathiformes; Syngnathidae. The transcript is spliced from 16 exons.